This is a messenger RNA of Hyaloscypha bicolor E, 1707 nucleotides long. RefSeq lists its product as uncharacterized. Lineage: Eukaryota; Fungi; Ascomycota; Leotiomycetes; Helotiales; Hyaloscyphaceae. The coding region runs from base 137 to 1558 and encodes 473 amino acids. The record is from RefSeq and is a predicted model, not a curated record. The transcript has 5 exons.
CGGUUCUACCUCCGCAAAUGUUUGAGACAACUCACAUCCCUCAUGAUGCAACCGUACCUUCAACACAGGACUCACAAUCUUCCUACCUUUGCCUCACAGGAUUGUUGCAGUAUCUUGCGAACAUUCUUAUUCAGGAAUGUCUUCUAUGAUACCUGGACAGCCUUCCCUUCUUUCGGACACUUUACAAUAUGGGACGUCCCAUAAUGCCGAAAGUUCACAACUCUACCAGUCUCCGGGAGAGAUUACGAGAAAAAACGAAAAUGAAUUAUGUCUCAAAUCAACAGCCACCGAGGAAGAAGAUCAAGCUUCAGAACCAACAAAUUGGCAGCACAUAUCAUCAACAGAAGUGAAACCACACGAAGAAUUCAAGGAUGUCAAGCAAAAGCGUAAAUCUGGUCGUCGACACGGUCGGUUGAAGCCAGAGAUUGCUAAGCAUGCUCGGGAGAUGAGACAUCUCAGGGCUUGUCUUCCUUGUGUAAUAAUGAAAAUAACCUGCAGCCCUGGUGACAUCUGCAAGCGUUGCAACGCACUGGCCACACAGUCUUUAAGCAAAAGAAUUUGCACUCGGGCUCGCCUGGAGGAUUUCAGUGAUCUUCUUUUCCCUGUGCUCUUUGUCUCGCAUCUUCGGCCCAAGUCUGUGGGCCAAUUGUCUUCUGAGGUUAGUCUAGGGUUUGUGGGAACCGACAUUGAGGUAGGCCUUACCUGUGGCUCUCAGCAUAUCCCUAUAAACCUUGCCGUAUCGGAGUUUGCUCCCAAAAGCCACCAAGCUAUACCUGUCGCAACCAUUAGCGACAAAUCGUUCAAUGGAGAACCGUUAUUCGAGUACCAGAGUCCGCCUCCUAUCGCGUUCAACAAGUCCGAAACCGAUCUACUUGAAAGAUGUCGAAAUCAUGUCAAAUUUGUGGUCAAACGAGAGCGAACUUCACAAGCUCCCAUCGCUGAGCUAAGUCAUAAGAUAAGGAGGCUGAUCCUGAAAGCUAUUACCCGCUGCCUUGGAUCUGUGCGUCCUUCGAAAACUACUGCAACUUUGGAGAAAGCAAUGAUGCUUCACGCUACCUACAUUUUAAUGGCAACAACAUUGACGAUAACCGAGUCCUCAAAGAGACAUUUGAGCGGUCAUAUUCGGAAGCUAACCAUGAUCGACUAUGACUCAAAUAUAGCCUCUAGGCUUCUAAACAGACAGAUCAAAUCUGCCAUGCAUGCUUUGCGCCAACAACUAAUGAGAGAAGUUCUCGAAGAUUUAGAAAAGGAGCUUAAAACCAGAUCUAAAGCGGCAUGGGCGUCAUGUUUUUGUGUUGCUCUGAUACUAUGCAUGUGCAUUGAAGAGGCACAGAUUGCAAUGGACGCCUUUGCGAUGCAUACUCGGGUCAUUGGCGCGGAGCAGGAUGUCCCAUCAUCCCAAGCCACUAUCGAAUCUCUUGUCGCAAGCUGGACGAUCUCCUUUAUAACCACCUUCUCGAACUUUUCCACGGAAUUUACAGGACCCAUCAAACCCCAAAGGCACACAACAGUGCUCGUGUUUAUAACCCUAUCAGAGAUGGACCUGAAAUCGAUGUGAAAGGGGGUCUUGACCAAGAAACUAGCACCUACUACUGAAAAUACCCUUAUCUGACUGAUCUUAGAAGAAGAAAUCGUUGAAAGAGCUACGAAGCCGUCAUUUGGGGAUGACCACGAGAGCUUAGCCCGGCAUAUGGCAUUCCGCGAUGG